Messenger RNA from Oikopleura dioica, 294 nucleotides. NCBI's taxonomy places the organism in Eukaryota, Metazoa, Chordata, Appendicularia, Copelata, Oikopleuridae. The record is from the annotation of a GenBank genome assembly.
AUGGCCGCAAUUGAAUCUUUCAUCAGGGGCCAUGCUGAUCUUGAUCUCAAAUCAUUGAAGGAACUGAAUCUUCUGUUGGCUGCGAUCGAGUAUUUAUCUUUGUCAAUUGGUGGAUUACUAUUAAUAAUUUCGAUAACAGGACUUUUUGCAUCAUGUUAUCAGUCGAAAUUGGUGCUCUCCCUGUUUGCUGGUGCGCUCACAGUGCCAAUUUUAGGACUCAGUUGUCCUCAGCCAGCGCUUCCGAGGCUUAUCCGGCCUUCCGUCAACGUGAAUAAGAUUGAGAUUUCCUCUUAG